CUGGGUCCAGCCGCCUUUUCUGCGCGCUUUCUUUCGAGCCACCGGCUUCUUGAUUGCUUUCCAUUAGAUUAUCUCCUUUUCCACUAUCAGUUCAGCAAAGGUUAUUGCUUAUUUCGUGUUACACGUUAAAGAAAAUGAGUGCCAGUGUCGGAACUAAUAAUGCCGGAUCGUUGCUGUUGGACUGCUACUGCUACUCGGUUCAAUCGGGCGAAGAAACGUUCAUGAGCUAUGUGACCAAGCAUAAAGCCGACCUUAUCAGCGCGGUUCAGCUGCUGCCGAAAGAGGAAGCAACGCAGGAGAUAGAGCUGGCUCUCCACUUUAUGCAGCACUACAUGCACCUGGAAGAUGACGGGCUGCUCGAUCAGCCCAAUGCCCAGCACCGGGUGCUGAUCGAUCGGCGCAAGUCGCUGUUCGAGAUACUGCUGGACCUGCACUCGUCCAUGCGUGCGACAUGUGUCGGCUUCAAACUGUUCUUCUACGGAGAAAACCCGGUUACAAGCGAAUUUAUACAGCUGCUGCUUCAGUACCCCCUCUUUUCUACCGUGGAUGGCGAGCAGCUGUCGCUGACCGCAGAAAUUCCACUGCACAUGGCCUACUGUACCAUGGUUGUGUUUGAUUCGUGCGAUCUCGAAUCGGCCAGCGAUCGUUUGGCGCUGGCGUGGAAUACCAACGCGGUACCGUGGGCCAUCCGGAAUGUGCUGGUGCAGGAAAACGUAAAGGACGAGUUCGUACAGCUCGUUAAGGCGAAGCUGAAGCCUUUUAGCGACAGCCAAAAGCAAUACCUGCGCGCACCGUUCGAACAAGCGCUCGCUGCGGCCAAAAGCUACGGGGCCCAGCUGGUACAAAGUGACUCCGAUGCGAAUGACGUUAAACCAGUACUGGCAUUCGUCCCGGGCGUGCAGUACCUGCUGUCGAACAAUCCCACUGCCGUACAGCCCAGCCCGAUAGUGGCAGUAAACGCUUUCCGUACUGUGAAGGAAGCCCUUACGCUCGCCAACAGCAACAACGGAGGCUCCGUAUCGCUCUGGACCGAAGAGCUGUCGACAACGCUCGAAGCUGUGUAUGGAUUGCGCAGCCAGACGUUGUGGGUGAACAGUUACGCCGAGUUCAAUCCGGAAUGUCCGUACACGUUCCGGGCGGAGGAUUUCUGCUACGGCUCGGAGUAUGCCGUGUGCGAAAAGAAGGUAAAGACCGUUUUUGCACCCACGGUUGCCACACCAACGAACGACGCGGAGAAGAAUCGUACCGCGAUCAAGAGCUUGGGCACGUACGUGGCAAACAAGCGCAACUACCGUGGUAGCACGCUGCUGGUGAAGUUCGGCAUUCGCUACGAAACGCACUGUUCACCGGCCGAGCUGGAAGCUUACGGUGAAGGGCAUCGCCUGUGCGUGGUGGAAAACUUCUGGGACACGUACGUGUCGCUGAAUGCGUCCGACCGUCAUCUGCUGUUGGAUACGGUCCACAAUCAGCGCAAAGUCGUUUGCAUUCCGUACGGUGUUACGUUUGGUAACUGAACCCCCUUCUUUGUGGAAGCGGGGCAUGUUUUUGAAAAUUCCAUGAUAUUUCAGUACGACUUUAACGAACGAUGUCAUUCCAAGUAAGUAAAGGGCACUCUCACUUUGAAAGGGUUCUAGCUUUUCCCAUAUUAAAUGCCAAUAUCGUUCUUAACAGGAAACCAUUCGUUUGAAUCUUUGAAUAAAGUGUUAUUGUUUUAUACGAAUAA
Anopheles coluzzii is the source of this 1723-nucleotide messenger RNA. RefSeq lists its product as uncharacterized. The transcript has 2 exons. Gene Ontology annotation, molecular function: oxidoreductase activity, acting on the aldehyde or oxo group of donors, NAD or NADP as acceptor. The record is from RefSeq and is a predicted model, not a curated record. The coding region runs from base 135 to 1514 and encodes 459 amino acids. NCBI's taxonomy places the organism in Eukaryota, Metazoa, Arthropoda, Insecta, Diptera, Culicidae.